AUGUUGUUCUCCCGCUCCGUGGCCCUCUCCAUCCUUGCCACCUUGGGCGUUAACGGUCUCGUUAUCCCCCACAUUGGCGACGUUAUCGACGUCUUCAAGUCAUCCGACUUGGCUACCUUGAAGGAAGACCUCACCCACAAGGCUGGUGACCUUGUUGCUGACUUGAAGCACGGCAAGCUCCCUGAGUUGGUUGCUCCUUCCGAGGCUGCUCCUUUGUUGACCAAGGAGGGUCUUCGUGACGUGAUUCCCCACAAGUACAUUGUGGUGUUCAAGGAGGGCGUGUCAAAGGACUACGCUAGCUUCCACUCGCAGUGGGUUGCCGAGGCUCACGCCCAGGCUGUUGGUUCUGCCGACAAGGCCGACCCAUACUUUGCCGCCGUUGAGGCUUCUCAGACCGAGGGCGGUAUCACCGACGAGUUCGAUGUGGCCAGCCUCCUUACUGGUUACACUGGUUACUUCUUGGACUCCAUGGUUGAGUUGAUCCGCCGUGACCCAGCUGUCGCCCACGUUGAGAAGGACUCAAUGGUGUACGCCAACGAGUUUGACGUGCAGAAGGGUGCCCCAUGGGGUUUGGCUAGAAUCUCCCACAGAGCUCCUCUCUCCUUGAGCUCUUUCAACCAGUACCUCCACGACACUGAGGGUGGCCAUGGUGUCACCUCCUACGUCGUUGACACUGGUGUUUUCGUCGACCACUCCCAGUUCGAGGGUAGAGCCAAGUGGGGUAAGACCAUCCCUACUGGUGACACCGACAACGACGCCAACGGUCACGGUACCCACUGUGCCGGUACAAUUGCCUCUAAGGAAUUUGGUGUUGCCAAGCACGCCAAUAUUGUUGCCGUCAAGGUCUUGGGCUCCAACGGUUCUGGUUCCAUGUCCGACGUUCUCAAGGGUGUUGAGUUUGCCGCCAAGUCUCACCAGGAGCAGGCCAAGGAGGGCAAGAAGGGCUUUAAGGGUUCCACCGCCAACAUGUCUUUGGGUGGUGGUAAGUCCCCAGCUUUGGACUUGGCUGUCAACGCCGCUGUCAAGGCUGGCCUCCACUUUGCCGUGGCUGCUGGUAACGAGAACCAGGACGCCUCCAACACCUCGCCAGCUUCCGCUGAGUUGGCCGUCACUGUCGGUGCCUCCACCAUCUCCGACGCCAGAGCAUACUUCUCUAACUACGGUGACGUCGUUGACAUCUUUGCCCCAGGUCUCAACAUUUUGAGUACCUACAUUGGCUCCGAGACUGCCACUGCCACUUUGAGUGGUACUUCCAUGGCUUCUCCUCACAUUGCCGGUUUGUUGGCCUACUUUGUGUCCUUGCAGCCUGGUGCAGACUCUGAGUUCUUUGUCUCUGAGAAGGGUGUUUCCCCAGGUCAGUUGAAGAAGAACUUGGUUAACUACGCCACCAAGAACAAGUUGUCCGACAUUCCAGAUGACGGUACUCCAAACCUCUUGGCUUUCAACGGUGCUGGACACAACUUGACUAGCUUCUGGGGUGGUGAGGCCACCGAGGAGUCCGAGGCCGUCGAUGUGAAGCAGGCCACUUUGGGCACCAAGAUUGACGAGUUGCUCGCCAAGGUGGAGAAGGACUCGUCUCACAUCAUUGACGACGUCAAGGCCUUGGUCAACGACAUCUACCAGAAGCAGUAA
Candidozyma duobushaemuli is the source of this 1632-nucleotide messenger RNA. Its product is annotated as proteinase B. The transcript has a single exon. The record is from RefSeq and is a predicted model, not a curated record. Gene Ontology annotation, biological process: proteolysis. The coding region runs from base 1 to 1632 and encodes 543 amino acids. Lineage: Eukaryota; Fungi; Ascomycota; Pichiomycetes; Serinales; Metschnikowiaceae. Gene Ontology annotation, molecular function: serine-type endopeptidase activity.